AUGCUUGCGUUUUGCCUCCUACCCCUGGCUGCUCGGGGGAAGGUCUAUGAGAGGCGUGAGCUGGCAGCAGCUAUGAAGCACCUUGGACAGAAUAACUUUUGGGGACACAGCCUGGGACCCUUUUCUUCCUCUGCCGGUCAUCUGCCUGCGGUGGCUGCGCAGCUGGAGCGGGGCAGGCGGGUGAAGCUGCGGAGCAAGCAGGAGUGGGAAAGCCGAACCAACAGCCGCUGGUGGUGCCAUGGUGGCGGGACCCCGAGGGCCAAGCACGUGCGCAAUACCCCCUGCUCAGCACUACUGAGCUCGGACAGAAGAGCCUCCCUCACCGGCGCGCAGGGGGCUGUCAGCGGCGGGAAGGGUCUGGGCGCCUGGUGGGUGAAGACGAGGACGCUGCGCUGGCAGCACCCGGCCGCCAAGAGCGGGAGCACCGCUUUAAGACGCCCAAGCUUAGCGAGCAGCAGCACCCCGCAGCCCUCUUCCCCGUGGAGCUAUGCCAGAAGAAAUGAUAGGCGCGUGGGACGGAUGAAUAAACGGUAG
Nipponia nippon (crested ibis) is the source of this 534-nucleotide messenger RNA. NCBI's taxonomy places the organism in Eukaryota, Metazoa, Chordata, Aves, Pelecaniformes, Threskiornithidae. The record is from RefSeq and is a predicted model, not a curated record.